GAGAAAGUUGGAGAUCAGGUUCAGGAUGUUCAGUCAAUGCUUGGAGAAAUCCAUGAUUGGUUUACGAUCAAUUUAAGAGGACGAUCAAUAAGAUCUAACCAGUCUAUGCCAUCGUAUACAGUCUGGAUUGACCUUUUCGAUACGCCUGGAUGAGAUCAAAAUGCAUCUAUGUGAAAAGGCCUCCAUUUACCCAGACUGGCUGGGGCAGUUUGAGGCUCAACAUUCAUUGCCAGUUUUUCAGUGUGGAUGUACAUAUCGACAUGAUAUGGAACUAUCAGACUAUUCUUUGUCACCAAUGAGCCUCAUAGUCCGACUCAAUGGACAACCUGUAGCAUGGAAAAUAUGGUUGUUUUCGAGAAAGUCGACACUAUCAUCAUUGAUCAUCGAGAAUAUUCCACCAUCAUAUUUAAAUGAGCUCGAAUAUAAAAUAAAUCAACUCGCAACCAAUGUUGCUGCACAGACAGUGGACCGCAGAGCAGGUUCUUUAAUGGCAUUUCCAUCUAUCAACCCAUACACUGACCUUCCUGGAAUAUCGGUUUCAAACAUGAUAUGUGAUACUCGGCAAUUGUAUAACCAAAUCAAUCAUCUAAAUCUAAUAGCUAGUGAGCAUAGCUUCUCCACUGGAUCUAUCGAGGUUGUAAAGCUGGUCCACUACAAGCAAUUAGACAAGGAUGGGAACUGGUUAUUUUAUGAGACUGCGGACUUGAUCUUGCAUCUUCAGCCAGAGGGUUGGAUAUCCGAUGAUGACCACUCCCAAUUGACUGUUACUAUUGAUGAUGUUACAAAGAUAUCUGGCAGCAACGCAUCAGUCAAGAUUCCAGAGACAUCUUGUGUUUCCACAACUCAUUCUGACCAACAGGACAAGGCGGAAGCAAUAGAUGUCGAGAUGGAGUUUUACGAUGGGAAAUCGGCAAAUUAUCUUCUACAGCAGCUACAAUGUCUUUAAGAAGGGCUUGCUAUCUUCGGAAUUGAGCAGAUGCAGCGAUGCGAGCGACUUGUUUUUAAAUUGUAG
Messenger RNA from Aspergillus wentii DTO 134E9, 1012 nucleotides. RefSeq lists its product as uncharacterized. The transcript is spliced from 6 exons. Bases 161 to 946 code for a protein of 261 amino acids. NCBI's taxonomy places the organism in Eukaryota, Fungi, Ascomycota, Eurotiomycetes, Eurotiales, Aspergillaceae. The record is from RefSeq and is a predicted model, not a curated record.